Messenger RNA from Salvelinus namaycush (lake trout), 2713 nucleotides. RefSeq names its product von Willebrand factor D and EGF domain-containing protein-like. The transcript has 5 exons. The record is from RefSeq and is a predicted model, not a curated record. NCBI's taxonomy places the organism in Eukaryota, Metazoa, Chordata, Actinopteri, Salmoniformes, Salmonidae. The coding region runs from base 1165 to 2085 and encodes 306 amino acids.
GAUUCUAGAACAGUGUUGAAAAUUCUAUAACAGUGUUGACGAUUCUAGAACACUGAAGAUUCUUGAACUGUGUCCAAUUGUAGAACAGUGUAGAGAAUUCCGUUGAGCAGAAAAGCUCUCAGCUUUACCACAACACUGCAGUAGUUAAUGAUUGAACGUUAGAUCUCAGCCAGUUCAGCUACAUUCCACAUAUUGUUUUUGUAACAUUGUCCAGAAACACUAAGAGCGUGAAACAUUUUGUUCUUCUGUUGUGUUUGAGAAAGAUAGAAAGGUGCAUGUUGGAUAGAACAAUAGUUGACUAUAUCAAGAAGAGAAUGUUGAUACCUCACUUCCAGGCAGUACAUAGUAACCUCUAGCUUCCACAACAAUACAAACAUACCCCCAGCCCUAAGAAGAAAGGAAGUUGGACAACCGUUAUGACACCUCUGCAAUGUGUCCCUCCAAGUCCCUUGGCAGGUUAGUAGGUGGUGUUGUAUGUCUGUGUCCCUCCAAGUCCCUUGGCAGGUUAGUAGGUGGUGUUGUAUGUCUGUGUCCCUCCAAAUCCCUCGGCAGGUUAGUAGGUGGUGUUGUAUGUCUGUGUCCCUCCAAGUCCCUUGGCAGGUUAGUAGGUGGUGUUGUAUGUCUGUGUCCCUCCAAGUCCCUUGGCAGGUUAGUAGGUGGUGUUGUAUGUCUGUGUCCCUCCAAGUCCCUUGGCAGGUUAGUAGGUGGUGUUGUAUGUCUGUGUCCCUCCAAGUCCCUUGGCAGGUUAGUAGGUGGUGUUGUAUGUCUGUGUCCCUCGGCAGGUUAGUAGGUGGUGUUGUAUGUCUGUGUCCCUCCAAGUCCCUUGGCAGGUUAGUAGGUGGUGUUGUAUGUCUGUGUCCCUCCAAGUCCCUCGGCAGGUUAGUAGGUGGUUGUGUAUGUCUGUGUCCCUCGGCAGGUUAGUAGGUGGUUGUGUAUGUCUGUGUCCCUCCAAGUCCCUCGGCAGGUUAGUAGGUGGUGUUGUAUGUCUGUGUCCCUCCAUGUCCCUUGGCAGGUUAGUAGGUGGUGUUGUAUGUCUGUGUCCCUCCAAGUCCCUUGGCAGGUUAGUAGGUGGUUGUGUAUGUCUGUGUCCCUCCAAGUCCCUUGGCAGGUUAGUAGGUGGUUGUGUAUGUCUGUGUCCCUCGGCAGGUUAGUAGGUGGUGUUGUAUGUCUGUGUCCCUCCAAGUCCCUCGGCAGGUUAGUAGGUGGUGUUGUAUGUCUGUGUCCCUCCAUGUCCCUUGGCAGGUUAGUAGGUGGUGUUGUAUGUCUGUGUCCCUCCAAGUCCCUUGGCAGGUUAGUAGGUGGUGUUGUAUGUCUGUGUCCCUCCAUGUCCCUCGGCAGGUUAGUAGGUGGUGUUGUAUGUCUGUGUCCCUCCAAGUCCCUCGGCAGGUUAGUAGGUGGUGUUGUAUGUCUGUGUCCCUCCAAGUCCCUUGGCAGGUUAGUAGGUGGUGUUGUAUGUCUGUGUCCCUCCAAGUCCCUUGGCAGGUUAGUAGGUGGUGUUGUAUGUCUGUGUCCCUCGGCAGGUUAGUAGGUGGUGUUGUAUGUCUGUGUCCCUCCAAGUCCCUUGGCAGGUUAGUAGGUGGUGUUGUAUGUCUGUGUCCCUCCAAGUCCCUUGGCAGGUUAGUAGGUGGUGUUGUAUGUCUGUGUCCCUCCAAGUCCCUCGGCAGGUUAGUAGGUGGUUGUGUAUGUCUGUGUCCCUCCAAGUCCCUUGGCAGGUUAGUAGGUGGUGUUGUAUGUCUGUGUCCCUCCAAGUCCCUCGGCAGGUUAGUAGGUGGUGUUGUAUGUCUGUGUCCCUCCAAGUCCCUUGGCAGGUUAGUAGGUGGUGUUGUAUGUCUGUGUCCCUCCAAGUCCCUUGGCAGGUUAGUAGGUGGUGUUGUAUGUCUGUGUCCCUCCAAGUCCCUCGGCAGGUUAGUAGGUGGUGUUGUAUGUCUGUGUCCCUCCAAGUCCCUCGGCAGGUUAGUAGGUGGUGUUGUAUGUCUGUGUCCCUCCAAGUCCCUCGGCAGGUUAGUAGGUGGUGUUGUAUGUCUGUGUCCCUCCAAGUCCCUUGGCAGGUUAGUAGGUGGUGUUGUAUGUCUGUGUCCUUCGUGAUCACAGGGUAGGAGGGUUGUUUUCCUGGCACUUUGAACCCGCUCAUCCAUACAAUAGGAAUGUACAGCUGAACAACAUCCAGUUUGUGGUCCAGACGUCGUCCUUUGGGACCAUUAUUAUACCUGUGUACCGAUUCACUUUUAGUUGUACAUGAUCCUGUCUGAUAACGCCCCGGGUACGUUUUCUCUCAUGGACGUGCGCAUACCGCCCCAAUCAACAAUGUACACACAACUGCCAUACAUGCAUCCUAUUGACCUGCUAAGUAAGGUGUGGUUGAAUGAGGGGUUUGGUGGAAAAUCUCUCACACACACACACACACACACACACACACACACACACACACACACACACACACACACUACCUUGGGAUUAGUCCUUAAAACCUGUCUAGACCUGAGGCUGCUGUAGGAGUGGUGAAGACUGAGGCUGCGUCCCAAUGGCUCCCUAUUCCCUCUAUAGUGCACUAUGGGCCCUGGUCAGAAAUAGUGCACUAUUUAGGGAGUAGGGUGCCAUUUGGGAUGCAAACUGAGGCCCUCAGUCUUUUCUGAUGUGUUGCUUUUUUUCCCUCCUUCAGUCUUCAUUGUUCUCUCACUUUCCCCUCUUCCCUCUCUCCUUCUGUUUCUCUACC